Messenger RNA from Pelobates fuscus (common spadefoot toad), 2185 nucleotides. RefSeq names its product purinergic receptor P2Y13 (gene P2RY13). Gene Ontology annotation, biological process: negative regulation of adenylate cyclase activity; G protein-coupled receptor signaling pathway. The record is from RefSeq and is a predicted model, not a curated record. Gene Ontology annotation, cellular component: membrane. NCBI's taxonomy places the organism in Eukaryota, Metazoa, Chordata, Amphibia, Anura, Pelobatidae. Gene Ontology annotation, molecular function: G protein-coupled purinergic nucleotide receptor activity. The transcript has 2 exons. Bases 41 to 1015 code for a protein of 324 amino acids.
ACACAGAUACCAUCAGUGCUGCAGGCUCCGAAUAAAAGCUAUGAAUAAUACUACAGGGUCACUAACUCCCAAACAUUGUGUACGAGACACCAGGAUCAUAGAAGUUGUGUUUCCAGUUCUAUACACCAUUAUAUUCUUGCUUGGAAUAAUUCUGAAUAGUAUAUCCCUUUGGAUUUUCUGCUACGUUCCCAGCAACACAGUUUUCAUUAUUUAUCUGAAGAACACAUUGGCCGCGGACUUCAUCAUGACGUUGACGUUACCAUUUAAGAUUCUUACAGAUUCUGGGCUUGUAUCGUGGAAACUAAAAAUGUUUGUUUGUCGUUUCUCAGCAGUGAUAUUUUAUGAAACUAUGUAUAUCAACAUCAUACUUCUUGGACUUAUAGGACUUGACCGUUUUCUAAAGAUCAUUAGACCACUAGGUAGAACAUGGAUGGAUAAAACCUCUGUAGCCAAGCGAAUCUCCAUAGCAGUGUGGCUUAUUAUGUUUGGACUCUCACUUCCAAACAUGAUCCUCUCAAAUGAGAAGGCAACACCACAAAAUGUUAGGAAAUGUGCUAAUCUGAAGAAUCCAUUGGGUCUCAAGUGGCACGAAGCAGUAAAUUACAUUUGCCAGUUUAUUUUCUGGUCUGUUUUUCUCUCCAUGAUCAUAUUUUACACAAUAAUUACAAGGAAGGUUUACAAGUCAUUUACCAAAUCAAGGAGUAAGAAUUGCUCUACAAAGCGAAAGACUAAAGCCAGAGUUUUUAUCGUGGUGGUUGUGUUCUUCUUGUGUUUCGCACCAUUUCACUUCUCACGGAUUCCUUACACAUUUAGUCAAACAGGGAUCAUAAAAGAUUGCUACCUUCAAAACAAACUGUUCAUUUCUAAAGAAAUUACCCUAUGGAUAGCAACCACCAAUGUAUGCAUGGAUCCUUUAAUAUAUGUUCUUUUGUGCAAGCCAUUUAGGAAACUGAUAAUGUCUGUCACCAGGAAUACAAGUCUGGAAACACAAAUGAACAUUGAAUCCACUGUGUAACCUAACAACCUACUAGGCUACACAAGUGUUAAUUUCCUGACCACAGCUCACUUUAUGAUGAUAGAUACAGAGGCAUGCAUUUUGCAUCUACAUAUCUAACUAAAAUCAUUAGCAAACCCCUGGUGAAUGGGUUUUCUAAAGAUAGAAUUAUGACUUCAUGAAGUUGAAUAUUCCACAAUUUGACUUGUAUAAAAAAACAGAGCUUGAUUACAGUUGCCUGGGGCCUUUAGCAGGAUAACCGAUCAUGACCCCCUCUUAGAGCCCUGGACUAUUUCCUGUUAGUGCUGUUUGUAGUGUCACAGGGUUGAAUGUGUGGGGUAGACUGAUUGUUGUGUGUGUGUGAGAAUGUGUGUAGUGUAUUAGUAUUGUGUGUGUGUCUGUGUAGGAGGCUGAGAGCUGUAUAGGAGGAGUCUGUGUGUGUUUGUUGAUUGAGUCUUGUGUUUGUGGGGUUGGAUGUCCUAAGUGGUGUCUAAGUGUUGGGUGGGAAGUUUGGGUGAGGUGUUUUCCAUUUUCCCCUUGCUCCUUACCUUGUUGCUGGAAGGGGGGUGUUAUCUCUGGUGGUACAGUGGAGCUGUGGAUGGGUAUGCACCAGUAUCUGGUGCAGUUCACUUUAAGAGCUCCCUUACGGUUUCAGCUGUUUCGCAAUGAUUUACAGAACUCUGAGCACCUUGUAAAUUAGUCUGCACUCAAGGUGCAAACCACAUGGCUCCCUCUAUUAAGUAAAGGGGUGCGGGGCUCAGCAAAGAGACCUAUCUAACUCCCUGCCAGCUCAGAGUGGGUACCCUCACAUGCAGGCCUGUGUGUGCUAGGCUCUAAACAGAAGGCUAUGUGGCCUAAUGGGUUAUCUGGCUAUGCAAAAAAAAAAAACAAAACAUCUGCAUAAUCAAAGUUUUAAUGAAAGGCGUGUAAUGCAUUUAAUUUUCCUGAACAUGUUUUUAACUUAUGGUCACUUUAUCAAAAUUAGCAUAUUAAUAAGGGGAUAAUCAAAAUUGACACUUCUGGACAUCAUUAUACAGUGUCCCGAAGCAAAUUGAAGAUGAAAUGAGAUAAUAUCUACAGGGUUAUUUACUAAAUUGUGAAUUUAAGGUGAAUUCAAAGCACAUUUUAAAUGUAAGGACAUUGUAGCUGAACAAAAAGCAUAGCUGACUUUUUUUUUUAAUUUAUGCUAUU